Haliotis rubra (blacklip abalone) is the source of this 1697-nucleotide messenger RNA. Its product is annotated as beta-1,3-galactosyltransferase 1-like. The record is from RefSeq and is a predicted model, not a curated record. The transcript is spliced from 2 exons. The coding region runs from base 136 to 1485 and encodes 449 amino acids. Gene Ontology annotation, molecular function: hexosyltransferase activity. NCBI's taxonomy places the organism in Eukaryota, Metazoa, Mollusca, Gastropoda, Lepetellida, Haliotidae. Gene Ontology annotation, cellular component: membrane.
GUUUGUAAUUCUUCUGACUUGUUAAUCUUAUGCUUCACGUGCUGCACGCUUUUCUCAUUCGAAAACAACACGUGCGCGCGCCAGGUGACUCCAGGUCGUCUGACGGAGGUCCCGGGCUGAGACUCGGCAUCAGAUAUGACCUUGAACAGAACUUGUGGUCGCAGCCUGAAAUGGAAGUUCUCCGUCCUUCUGGUCGCUGGUGUGUUCAGCCUGCUUGCCUUCUUUGGGGAGUUCCAGAACAAGGCAAUUGGCCGACUCUCACAGUAUCAGUUCAUAAGGACCCCUUAUGCUCAUAUUCCGAAUAAAUCCGCAAGGAAUACAAGUGGCACUUCCGGUAUCAGGGACACACUGAGCAGAUUGAAUGGAACCCUUAAAGAUGCAAGCACGGGACAAUCCUCAAGGAAACAGGGGGUUGUUUCCAAGUCGGACAAACCUAAGCUACAAGCGACCCGUAUGAAGUCACCAUCUGCUGCUGGCAAAAGACAUCAACCCCAAGCGAAAGUAUCCUCAACAACAUCCCCGAAGAGGUUUAAAAAUAGACUUUUCAGUAAUUGGAAACCCAAACGUUUAUCUAAAACAUUCAAACUUAGAGCCAAACGACACAGUAGUUUAGAUCAACUUAACUCCAAACUGCAAUCAAGACCUAAGGAAGAACCUUUAUCCGACAAACAUUAUGGUCUGAAACUCUCCACCAGAACCAAACAGUACUCCUUUCUCCUCAAUGUCUUAGGAGUUUGUGAUCGUUCUACGGAGCUCGUUGUUAUCGUAUGCUCGUCACCCUCUAAUCUUGUGAAAAGAACUGCCAUACGGAAGACUUGGGGCUUGGUCGCCAAAGAUCCGAAAUACAAAAUACGACUAGUAUUCCUUGUUGGAAGAAGCCGCUCACCAAAAUACCGCGCGCUUCUCAAAAAUGAAAGUAGGGCAUUUGAAGACAUAAUCCAGAAGGACUUUGUUGACAGUUACAUGAAUCUGACGCUCAAGUCGUUAUCAAUGCUUGAAUGGGUGACGCACUACUGUAAUUCCUCCAAGUUCAUCCUGAAGGCUGAUGAUGACAUGUACAUCAACCUGCCCAAUCUGAUCAAGGCCCUCCACAGACGUAAAGGCGACACGUUUAUUAUUGGCCACCUUCACGAUAAGGGGAAACCAGUACGUGACAAAAAAUCCAAAUGGUUCAUUCCACGAAAAAUGUACCGUAAAGAUAACUACCCUCCGUUUACUGUGGGCGUGGCUUACUCGAUGACGACCAAGGCGGCAAAACGACUUUACGCGAAAGCGCAGACGAUGUCUUUCUUUCCCAUGGAGGACGUAUUCUUGACCGGAAUUGUUGCUUCCGCUUCCGGUAUACCUCGAUACGAUCAUAUCGGUUUCUAUGACAAGUGGCGAAAGCCAAGCUGCGAAUUUAAGAAGAAAAUUGCUGAGCAUAAACAUUCGCCACAGGAGCUUUACCUGAUACAUACUUUGCUAACAGGAGAAGCUUGCCAAUAGAGGAGAUGGGGAACUCGUCGGAUACUGGUGGUAGGAUCAGGGCACUGAAAAAUGUCGCAUAGAGAACGCUCUCUCUGGGAUUGGUGAAGACGAGUACAGCCAAGCAAAGAGAUGAUUUAUAUUCAGCUGAAAAUCAGUCAGGUUAUACUCCAUCCGGUCGUUCCCGUAGACGGUGACGAACCGAAGCAUGUAAUAUAGUAUUACCUGAAGUU